GAUGAUUGAGGAAGGUGGGAACAGGCGGAAGACCAUGGCCGAGAAGAGGCAGCUCUUCAUAGAAAUGCGUGCUCAGAAUUUUGAUGUCAUACGACUAUCAACUUACAGAACAGCUUGCAAGUUACGAUUCGUACAGAAGCGAUGCAACCUUCAUCUCGUUGAUAUCUGGAACAUGAUUGAAGCUUUCCGAGACAAUGGCCUUAACACCCUGGACCAUACCACUGAGAUCAGUGUGUCCCGCCUCGAGACCGUCAUCUCCUCCAUCUACUAUCAGUUGAACAAGCGCCUUCCUUCUACUCACCAAAUCAGCGUGGAGCAGUCCAUCAGCCUCCUCCUCAACUUUAUGAUCGCCGCCUAUGACAGUGAGGGCCGAGGCAAGUUGACCGUAUUUUCAGUUAAAGCUAUGUUAGCAACCAUGUGUGGUGGAAAAAUGCUGGACAAAUUGAGAUACAUUUUCUCCCAGAUGUCAGAUUCCAAUGGCUUGAUGAUGUUUGGCAAGCUUGACCAGUUUCUGAAGGAAGCCCUGAAGCUCCCGACAGCUGUCUUUGAAGGACCAUCCUUUGGUUACACAGAGCAUGCAGUCCGCACCUGUUUUCCACAGCAGAAGAAGAUAAUGCUGAAUAUGUUUUUAGACACCAUGAUGGCCGAUCCUCCCCCGCAGUGCCUUGUCUGGCUACCUCUCAUGCACAGGCUUGCCCAUGUGGAGAACGUCUUCCAUCCCGUGGAGUGCUCCUACUGUCACUGCGAGAGCAUGAUGGGCUUCCGGUACCGAUGCCAGCAGUGCCACAAUUACCAGCUCUGCCAGAACUGCUUCUGGCGUGGCCAUGCCAACGGCACCCACAGCAACCAGCACCAGAUGAAGGAGCAUUCCUCUUGGAAAUCCCCUGCAAAGAAGCUGAGCCAUGCAAUUAGUAAAUCUUUGGGCUGUGUCCCCUCCAGAGAACCCCCACAUCCUGUUUUUCCUGAGCAACCAGAGAAACCACUUGACCUUGCACACAUAGUCCCUCCUCGCCCUCUGACUAAUAUGAAUGACACCGUGGUUAGCCACAUGUCCUCUGGAGUGCCCACUCCCACCAAGAGGUUACAGUGUAGCCAGGACAUGCCCCAUCCCUUGGCCGAUGAGCAUGCGCUGAUAGCCUCCUAUGUGGCCCGUCUGCAACACUGCACACGUGUCCUGGACAGUCCUAGCCGAUUGGAUGAGGAGCACCGGCUUAUAGCACGCUAUGCUGCCCGACUGGCUGCAGAGGCUGGAAACAUGACCCGACCUCCCACGGACGCCAGCUUCAACUUCGAUGCCAACAAACAACAGAGACAGCUCAUUUUAGAACUGGAAAACAAGAACAGGGAGAUCCUGCAGGAGAUCCAGCGCCUGCGGCUGGAACACGAGCAGGCUUCCCAGCCCACUCCCGAGAAGGCCCAGCAGAACCCCACGCUGCUGGCGGAGCUGCGCUUGCUGAGGCAAAGGAAAGAUGAGCUGGAGCAGAGGAUGUCAGCGCUGCAGGAGAGUAGGCGGGAGCUGAUGGUACAGCUGGAGGGCCUGAUGAAGCUGCUAAAGGAGGAAGAGCAAAAGCAGGCAGCUCAAGCCACAGGGUCACCUCACACAUCACCCACUCAUGGAGGCGGCCGCCCUAUGCCCAUGCCUGUGCGUUCCACGUCUGCCGGCUCCACCCCGACCCACGGCCCACAGGACUCACUGAGUGGAGUUGGGGGAGAUGUCCAGGAGGCCUUCGCACAAGGCACAGAGGCCGAGGAGGAGCACGCUGGCUGGCACCCACAAGACAAGGGAAGGUCUUCCCCCAGAGGCGCAUUCCUGUCCGUGCUGCUGCUGCUGCUGCUGCUGCACACCUGGACCGGGCUUGCAGGCUGCCAGACUCACUCAACCCCCGGGAGAGAGGAGCCAAGCCUAUGGGAAGUGGGAGGGACUGCCCGAGGCCCCAGCUGGUGGGCCUCCGUGCAUAGCCCUGCAUGUUCUAGCAUCUGCACUCCUCCCUCAGGGCAUGGUCUCAUCUCUGCGUCAGGAAUUUACCAGGAGGUGGAAAAGAAAAGAAAAAGCGCUGAGCCGGUGUGUGUGUGUUCCUGACCUAACGGGGUUCCUCCUGGCGUCUGGCCAGCACAGGGUACGGGCCCCCUGGUGUGGGCACACAAGUUUCUUUCCUACCUUUGACCUUUAAAAAACCAACAGGUCUUCUGUCUGUGCAAAGAAAGCUGCAGGCCUUGCUCGGUUCUACAGACAUUAACACCCUGGCCUCAGUGCUAAAAAUAGUCCCGUCUCCGCCCCCCCCCCCCCUUCCUCUCUGAACUUCCGCCUGCACAGUGCUGUGCUAUACUGUUGCUCCGCAGCCAGGAGGAAGGCAGAGGACUCUGUGGUCCAGUCACUGGGGGAGGCAGCAGCGUGCUAAGUGGCCGAGCUGGGGCUGGCAGCCAGGGGGCGCACUGCGUGGGUGCUGCUCAUGCGUCCUCUCCCCUGGGGUCCUGUGGCACAUGUGAUCACCAAGUCCAAUUCACAUUGAUAUUUUUUUUCUUCCUGCUCCCUGAGCUCCAGGAUGUUAUUUUUAGUAGAAGAGCUACUAUAAAUAUUUAUAAAGGGCAGUGACUGGAGGGAAGAGAGAGGGCCCACAGAUGGCAUUGCAGCAUCCGAUACCCACCUCUGCAGACCCCUCCCCUAAUUUUGAGGUGUGUGCAGAGGCCACACAUGGAUGGAGUCCCAGGAGAGUCUCCUCAAGGAGCAGUUGGGAGGACAAGGGUGGAUGCUGCUGCGUUCUUUCCCCGCCUGUCUCUCUCUCUCCCCGCCUCACUCCCGGUUCUAGCUGGAGUGAGUCAAGGCUGGAGUGGGAGAAGUGAUAGGGACCUUGCUGAGUCAAGGUCCUCAGUGUCCUAGGUACUGUGUAGGAAAGGCAUGGAUUACCGCCACUGUGAGAGCGAAAAGGAAAAUGGGAGUUGGGAGCUGGCUUCCGCUCAGCUGUCACAAAAACACUUGGCUCCCUGACACACGUGUGGUUGGUUAAUGGGCAGAGCGCAGGACCUUGAGGACCAGCAGGGGCUUGAGCAGCCAUAAUCACAGUGAAAGGCUGACCACACUCAGGGAAAGGGGAUUCGGGCUUACGGAAGGCCAGUGGGGCAAAGAUGAACACUCCCAUGUAGGAAGAUCCGGGAACACACUGCACACCCCAAUGAUGAAAUCGACUGUAAGGGUGUGACAGCCUCACAGACAACACUAUGUUGUCUAUACUUACCCAUCUUCACUUUUCACACUCUGUGCCCGGGAACAGGGCAGACUCCCACCUCCUGACUCCUCACACGAGCUUGCUGUUUCCCCCAAGAGACAGGAACAAAGCAAACUACCCAGGGCUGCAGGGCCAAACUGCUCUCUACCAGUCUGCUCCUUGGGAGGAGUGACGCUCACCUCACUGCAGGAAAUGCUGGCCACCUCGGCCAUGGAGAGGGUUGAGGGCCAAGAAAGGGUCUGGGUUCGUGCCUCUGAUGCCAGCAUUGGAGACAUGAUGUCUACCUUUGUUAUAUCAAUUCUUAAUUUCUUUGAGAGCUAGAAACCCAUAGCUAAGGCCCCUGAUGUCUUGGCGUCUGCUUUCAGACAAAGAUCUGUACCAUUGUCCUUGCCUCCCCAACCUGGAACACAGGAGGCCAUUCUGUGGUGGGAACUUCCUUGUUCAUUUUUCCAUAGCCACUUAAUUUAACUUAGGCAGAUGAUCUGUGAAAGACAGGCAAUGGCAGGUGCUCCAGUCUGGGGAGUCCAGUCACUCUACAGUACCCUGGCCUAGAUCGCUGCUGUAUGUGGUAUGGGAGAACCAGAUGCUCCCUGGACCAUCUUUUGUGUGUGUUGAGGGGAAGAUUGAGAUCCUAGCCGACCUGGAACUUGGGAUCUUCCUGCCUCUCCAUCUUGAAAGGUGAGAGGUGUGUGCCACCAACCUGGCCCUCCUGGGUCCUGAGGAAGCACCCACCCUUCUAGCUCCGGUGCGUGAUUACAGCUCUCCUGAACGUCUCUUCUCACCUACCAUUCUUCAUCUACUGGUAGACUCCUUUCCCCGCACUGCCUGCUCCCUGCUGCAGGUGCCCACCAGCUUUAGAGAGAUGCAGUUGCCAUGGCAAUGCCGAGUCAUCUGAAUCCCUGCUGCUGCUGUGUCUGGAAGCUGGAAGGGAAGGACUCCAAAGCCUGACCUCAGCCGAUGCCCGCUCUCCGGGGGGUCAGGUGUUUGCUUACAGCUGGAGUGUGGGAGGUGGGUGGCCUACCUGCCUCUGGAAGACCUCUGUAGUGGCCAACCACCCACACCCUCACAGGCUCUCAGAAAUGGGAAACUCCCAGCACAGGUCCUUGGGCAACCCUCUAUGCUAGUAGUUCUCAAACUGAGCAGCACCCAAGUCUACUAGAGACCUUGCUGAUGUCGUCAGGGUUUCUGAGCCAGUUGGCUCUGGGCUGGAGCAAGGGCUUUUCGGUUCUGUGGCGUCCCAGGUGAUGUUGGUGCUCUUAGCCUGGAGACUGUGCUGCCAGCACCACUCUGAGCUUUUUUUUUUUUUUUGGUUUUUCGAGACAGGGUUUCUCUGUGUAGCUUUGCGCCUUUCCUGGAUCUCGCGCUGUAGACCAGGCUGGCCUCGAACUCACAGAGAUCCGCCUGCCUCUGCCUCCCGAGUGCUGGGAUUAAAGGCAUGCGCCACCACCGCCCGGCUACUCUGAGCUUUUAUAAGGAGGAAAACAAUUGCCUCCAUGCAGGGAAAUACCUUUUAGCCAGGCAGAAAGGGGCCAGAGUCUGUUGUCUGUUCUAGAGGAGGAUGUGUUAGGGGGAACCUCAGAAAUCCCAAUUCUUGCCUGGAGACUGGAAGAGAGUAAUGUGUGCUGGAGCUGGUGACUCCUAUACUGCGUUUCUCCUUUUCUCUUUUUUUAGACUUAUUUUUAAUUACGUGUGUCUGUGUAUGGGUCUGUGUACAUACAUACAUGGGAAUGUCGGUGCCCACAGAGGCCAGAAGAGGGUGUUAGGUUCUUUAGAGAUGGAGUUGCAGGUGGUUGUGAGCUGCCCGGUGUGGGUAACGGAACCAAAUAUGGGUCCUUUGCAAGAGCGGUACAUAUUCUUAACUGCGGAGCCAUCUCUUCAGCCUGGUAGACUGAAUUUCUCUCUCAUUUUUUAAUGGUCAAUAAACAGAGGGCCUGGAGAAAUGG
This is a messenger RNA of Peromyscus californicus insignis, 5167 nucleotides long. It is a transcript of the gene Dtnb, whose product is annotated as dystrobrevin beta. Lineage: Eukaryota; Metazoa; Chordata; Mammalia; Rodentia; Cricetidae. Gene Ontology annotation, cellular component: plasma membrane; synapse. Bases 2 to 2080 code for a protein of 692 amino acids. Gene Ontology annotation, molecular function: zinc ion binding. Gene Ontology annotation, biological process: synaptic signaling. The transcript has 17 exons. The record is from RefSeq and is a predicted model, not a curated record.